AUGACAUCUCCACCUUCCCCACCAGCUUUUAUAACAGAUAUUGAAAUAAAGAGAUUGUCUCCAGGAGGUCCAGACAAUGCUACACCUCCAUCUAACCCACCACCUUUUGUAACAAAUAUUGAAAUGAAAGAGAUUAGUUUUAAGAGGUCCAAACAAUGCGACAUCUCUACCUACGCCACCAGAUUUACAACAGAUAUUGAAAUAAAGAGACUGGUUCCAAGAGGUCCAAACAAUGUGACAUCACCGCCUACCCCACCAGCUUCUAUACCAGAUAUUGAAAUGAAAAGAAAAUUUCAAGAGGUCCAAACAAUAUGA
Messenger RNA from Eruca vesicaria subsp. sativa (arugula), 315 nucleotides. The record is from the annotation of a GenBank genome assembly. NCBI's taxonomy places the organism in Eukaryota, Viridiplantae, Streptophyta, Magnoliopsida, Brassicales, Brassicaceae.